Molecule: messenger RNA, 2806 nt
Organism: Achroia grisella
Lineage: Eukaryota; Metazoa; Arthropoda; Insecta; Lepidoptera; Pyralidae
Gene: Surf4
Product: surfeit locus protein 4 homolog
Exons: 6
Coding region: 237-1052 (271 amino acids)
Biological process (GO): Golgi organization
Cellular component (GO): membrane; endoplasmic reticulum-Golgi intermediate compartment; endoplasmic reticulum
Source: RefSeq, a predicted model, not a curated record
GCUAAUACGUUUCUUAAGCAAUUUUAAUCAAACGUGACAUAUGAUUUUAACUAGUUUUAAUAUUAUUUUUACACCUCAAAAUUUCUGGGUAUUUAUAUUUAUUUUAUUGGUCGCUGAUUUGAAAUCCAACUAUCCACACGUCAUUUGACAACCAACAAGUGAUUGACGUGACGAUUUUGAUUUCUUCCACAACGAAAUUUCUUUUUGCCGAUUGUGUCCGUGAAAUACGACGAAAAAUGCAAAUACCAAAUGAAUAUGUUUCUACAGCAGAGGAUUUUGCAGAUCAAGUAAUACGUAAGGGCAAAAAUGUAUUGCCAACAGUGGCGAGGUUAUGCCUCAUAUCGACGUUUCUUGAAGACGGACUUCGUAUGUGGUUUCAAUGGUCGGAGCAGCGGGACUACAUGAACAUGUCGUGGGGCUGCGGCGUCUUCCUCGCAACCAUGUUUGUGAUAAUAAACUUAGUGGGUCAGCUCGGUGGCUGUGUGAUGGUGUUAGGAAGACUAAAGGUUGAAAUUGCCUGCGGUGUGCUUUUCUUCAUAGUUGUACUUCAGACAUUUGCAUACAGUAUACUAUGGGACUUACAGUUCCUACUAAGGAACUUGGCACUCAUCGGUGCGCUGUUGUUAGUCCUGGCCGAAGCACGAGGUGCUGAAGGACGCAGUCUUUUCGCGGGCGUGCCCAGCCUCGGCGAGAACAAGCCCAAGACUUACUUGCAGUUGGCUGGCAGGAUACUGCUCGCGUUUAUGUUUAUCACGCUCUUGAGAUUUGAAGUCACAUUUAUACAGAUCGUCCAAGACUUACUGGGCAGUAUACUGAUGAUCCUGGUGACGGUGGGCUACCGCACCAAGCUGUCGGCGCUGAUGCUCGUCCUGGUGCUUACAGUCCUCAAUCUGUACCACAACGCGUGGUGGGCAGUGCCCUCGUACAAACCUCUUAGGGACUUCCUCAAAUAUGACUUCUUCCAGACGCUAUCCGUGAUCGGUGGUCUGCUGAUGAUAGUGUACUUGGGGCCGGGCGGCGUCAGUAUGGACGAGCAAAAGAAAAAGUGGUAGGAGCGGCCGCGGCACGGCCCGCGCCUGCGCAGAGACUCUUGAAAUUUACGCUAAGAUUUGUUAUGUGGUGCGAAAGAAGCGGACAAUUAUCAUCAGUGCCCAAACAAAACUAGUCGGCGACAGAAUUACAAUCACUGUUUCUUAUUUCAACCUCUUGUGCGAUUUACUGUUAUGUAAAUUCUAUUAUAUAAGGGUGAGGUCGCACUGCAAAUUUUCACCACGUCAUUUUUUCUAACCAAUGCGGUAAUACGAUAAGGAAAUGAAUUAAACAUUCAAGAUUUUUUUUUAAUAUAUAUAAUAAUAGAAACGCGGCGAGUUGAAAAUUCGCAGUGCGUAUAUACUCUCUAUACUCUUACUCAUAAAACCUCCUACAACUGUUUUGUCAUAUUCUUUCUGAUUAAUAUAAUAGUUUGAAAGAAAACGACAACACAGUUUGAUUAAUAAAAAAAAAAUUAUUUGACGUUUUUAUUAUAAGAGAGCGUAAUAAAAUAAAAUUAUCGCAAUUGUUGAUUUUAUUUUCAUAUAUUUAUAUUUUUGUUACUAAAUUGAAUAUGCCUGUGAUUGUUGUGAAAGUAAUUAUAUAUAACAUAAAUCUGUCGUCAUUUUAGAUUUUAUAAAAUAUUUAAAUGUUUGUCAAUUUUGUAUAAUUCUGCCAAGACAACGUGGUUGGGAGUUGUAUACAUACAUUGAAAUUAUGUUUGUUUACUCUUAUAUCUGCAUCUUCCAGAUUCCACAUCUCUAAAAUCAUAAGAACUAUUGAGACUGUCCUAUUUAUAUAAGUAAAUUUUAAUACUUAAACAGUAAUUGUGAAUUCUGACGCUUUCUAUAUAAAUAUUUUCAGCACACAUCUACCGCAUGUUACGUUGUGAAAUAUAUCAUUAUCUCGUAUGAAUUGCUUUCCUCCUCCCCACAUAUAAGUGAUAUUAGUGGAAUGUUAUAUUUUGUAUGAAGUGUAUGUUGGACCGGUGUUGUGGCGCAAUAGCUUUAGAAUUAAGAGAAAAUUCUGUACGGGCUCCCCGUGGGCAUAGACAACUGGUAAACACAAUUAUUAAAAAUAUAUAUGUUUGUCUAUUUGAUAUUUUAUUACUGCUGCAAAUUAAAAUAAAAAUGAGCCUUGUUUAUAGAAGCUUAGAGAAAAAAAUUAGUUUACCUUCACAUAUUUACGGCAGCACCACUAUUAUUAAAGCAACCACUGUGCUCAUAAAAAUCUCAAUUCAUUGGACGUUAAUUGAAUAAAUUUAUUUCCUGUUUACCACUUGCCUUAGUUCUUUGAUGCUAAUGGUCAGCGAAAUUAACAAAAUUGGACAAGAGCUAUCUUUAUAUAUUGUUAAAAUAGCGUGUUUUUGUAAAAAUAAAAAUAAUAAUAUAGUUAGUGACGUGUAAGACCAUUGAAAAUGUGACUAUAGAAAGUAAAGUGUCUGGAGCGUUGCAGGGCCGCCACCAAUCGGUCCUUACGGAAUUAAUGUUUCAUUCCGAAUUAUUUCUACCUGUUGUGAUGUCAAUGUAAAUAUAUAUUUUGUACUUAUUGACGAAACCAACUGUAACUGUAUGGACUCUGAAUGUUAUGAGAUUUAUGACCAUAGAUAUGAAAUAUAUAGAGAUAAAUUAAUUCCAGUAGCCUUAAGUGAAAUUAGGCUAUCAUCACAAAUUUUAUUUGAAGGUUAAUUUUUAUUUUUAUUAUAUCCAAUUUAAUCUUUACACAUCAAAGUAUUUCGAAGACAAAUAUUUUUAUAGUAUUUUUUCUAUUUAAUAUU